Messenger RNA from Eublepharis macularius, 6655 nucleotides. RefSeq names its product ERCC excision repair 6, chromatin remodeling factor (gene ERCC6). The record is from RefSeq and is a predicted model, not a curated record. Lineage: Eukaryota; Metazoa; Chordata; Lepidosauria; Squamata; Eublepharidae. Gene Ontology annotation, cellular component: nucleus. Gene Ontology annotation, biological process: transcription-coupled nucleotide-excision repair. Gene Ontology annotation, molecular function: ATP-dependent chromatin remodeler activity; ATP binding. The transcript has 21 exons. Bases 70 to 4518 code for a protein of 1482 amino acids.
CGGGCAACCAUUUCGUGAGGCGAGAGCCGGUCUGUGGCGGCGGCCUGCGCGUCGCGCAGCCUUCGGGAAAUGACGGAGAUGCCCUCCGAGAAGCCCUUGUCUGAGGGCAGCCCUCAAGGGCAGGCUUCUGGAGAUGACGGGAGUGACCCUAGUCCCGAAGAAGCAACAGAUGCUGGUCAAGGAAGUGAUUUGCUUCCCGGUGAGGGUUGUGCUGGGGACCCUUGGAAUGCCCUUGCCUUCGAGAACAAGCCGUCUACGUCGUCUGCGGGAGUUCCUUCCGGAGCAUUGAGGAAAGCACCAGCACUGCUUAUUGACAGGCAGCAAAUCCAGCCUGUUGUACACAGUGCUCAGGCAGAGGAACUCAGAGGCCUUGGGGUUGACGUGUACGACCAGGAAGUAUUGGAGCAAGGUGUCCUCAAGCAGGUGGACUGUGCAAUAAAUGAAGCAAACAAGGCAGUUCGUGUUGCUGAAGCAGAAAAGGAUUACCAGUCCGUACAGGAGGACUUCAGAUCAUGUACAACAUCCCUGAAACAAAUUGGUGCAAUUAUUGAACAGCUGACUCCUCAUGCUGCUACCAGCAAAGAUGUUAACAGAAAACUAGAUUCUGUGAAGCGGCAAAAAUAUAACAAGGAGCAACAGCUGAAAAAAAUCAAAGCUAAACAAAGGCACCUUGAAGUAAUUCUUGGUAAAAAGACUCCUGAUGGAUCAAAUGAUGCUGGGUUUGAGGAAAUUGAAGAACCUGGUCCCUCAUCCCUUGGCAGUAUGCUUAUACCAGCGCAGGAAACUGAAUGGGAGACGCUCAUCCGCACCGGUCAGAUGACUCCUUUUGGAACAAAAAUACUCCCGAAGGAGGAGAAGAAACCCCGCCGGGUAAUGCUCAAUGAAUCAUCUGAUUUUGAAAAGUAUUUGGCAGAUCAGGCACAGCUCUCGUUUGAAAGGAAGAGGCUGUCCGUUCAUAAGGGAGCCAGGCGGGAAACAUUUUCGGAGAUCAGCCCGGCCAAACCUCCAAUAUGCCGUGGCAAAGAGGGCAAGGGUAAGGGGAUGUCAAAAACAGACCGUUGUCUGGAGAAGCACAUGAGAAAGCUUCAGAACCACGUUCAGUCAAAGGGUAGAAUUCUGAAGUCCCAGCAGGUACAGGGAGGCGAUCCGCUAGAGGAUGGCAAAGAGUCUGACUGCGUCCUGGAUGAAGAAGUUUCCACUCCAGAGGAUGAGUUGUCUCAUGACAGUGAUGGUAUUGAGGAUUAUCAAAUAAAACCUCUGCCACGGAGAAGGAAGGAUUCCUUGAUGAAAGAGUUUCAGGAAGAAGCUGAGGAGGAUGACUUUUUCCCAAGCUCCGAUGAUGAAGAAGAUAUGGUUGGAAAACGCAGAAUAAAGAGAUGCCGAGAUGAUGGCGAUGAAGAUUAUUAUAAACAGAGGCUGAGGAGGUGGCGUAAACAACGGCUGAAAGACCGCCAGGAACGACUGAUGGCAGGGGAAGAGUCGGACGAAAGUGAUGCUGAAUUUGACGAGGGCUUCCGAGUGCCAGGUUUUCUCUUCAAGAAGCUUUUCAAGUACCAGCAGACAGGUGUUAGGUGGCUCUGGGAAUUGCACUGCCAGCAGGCGGGAGGAAUUCUGGGAGACGAGAUGGGAUUGGGCAAGACCAUCCAGAUAAUUGCCUUCUUGGCAGGUCUGAGCUACAGCAAGAUCAGGACUCGUGGUUCAAAUUACAGGUUCAGAGGUCUGGGUCCAACCGUGAUUGUGUGUCCAACCACUGUGAUGCAUCAGUGGGUGAAAGAGUUCCAUACUUGGUGGCCUCCAUUUCGGGUGGCAAUUCUGCAUGAGACAGGCUCUUACACAAACAAAAAGGUGAAAUUGAUUCGAGAAAUUGCGGCUUGUAAUGGUAUUCUGAUCACCUCCUACUCGUAUAUUCGCUUGCUGCAAGAUAACAUCCACGGUUACGACUGGCACUAUGUGAUUCUAGACGAGGGGCAUAAAAUUCGGAACCCGAAUGCUGCGGUUACAGUUGCUUGCAAACAGUUCUGCACUCCACAUCGAAUCAUCUUGUCUGGCUGUCCAAUGCAAAACAACCUAAAGGAGCUCUGGUCUCUCAUUGACUUUGUAUUUCCUGGGAAACUUGGAACGCUUCCCGUCUUCAUGGAGCAAUUUUCCGUUCCAAUAACCAUGGGGGGAUAUGCAAACGCAUCUCCAGUUCAGGUGAAAACUGCCUACAAGUGUGCUUGUGUUUUAAGGGAUACCAUUAAUCCUUACCUGCUGCGGAGAAUGAAGUCAGAUGUUAAAAUGACCCUCUCUCUGCCAGAUAAAAAUGAACAGGUUCUAUUUUGCCGUUUAACAGAAGAGCAGCAUCAAGUUUACAAAAACUUCAUUGAUUCCAAAGAAGUGUAUCAGAUUCUCAAUGGAGAUAUGCAGAUCUUCUCUGGACUGGUAGCCUUGAGAAAGAUCUGCAACCACCCAGAUCUCUUCUCUGGAGGCCCUAAGAUUUUGAAGGGUGUUCCCAAUGAAGAAUUAAACGAAGAGGAUCAUUUUGGUUACUGGAAACGUUCUGGGAAGAUGAUAGUCGUCGAGUCUCUGCUGAAAAUAUGGCACAAGCAAGGCCACCGAGUGCUGUUCUUCACUCAGUCACGGCAGAUGCUGCACAUCUUGGAAGCGUUUCUGAGGCAGAGAAGCUAUUCGUACUUGAAAAUGGACGGCACCACCGCAGUUGGAUCCAGGCAGCCACUUAUAGCAAGAUACAAUGAGGAUGCAUCCAUAUUUGUAUUCCUUCUUACUACCCGAGUUGGUGGGCUCGGUGUCAACCUGACAGGUGCAGACAGAGUGAUUAUCUACGACCCUGACUGGAAUCCCAGCACGGAUACCCAGGCUCGAGAGCGUGCCUGGCGAAUAGGUCAAACAAAAGAGGUGACCAUUUACAGGCUCCUUACUGCGGGGACCAUUGAAGAAAAGAUUUACCACAGACAAAUCUUCAAGCAGUUUUUAACAAACAGAGUGUUGAAAGACCCCAAACAAAAGCGCUUUUUCAAAUCCAACGAUCUCUACGAACUCUUUACGCUGACCAACCCAGAUGGGACUCAGGGGACAGAAACCAGUGCUAUUUUUGCAGGCACUGGUUCAGACAUUCCAACACCAAAGAGGGCAUUAAAGCGCAAAUGUAUGACCCCCGCAGAUGCUUCUAAAAAAUAUUCUCCUUUUUCUGAGCUCAGUUCAUCCAAACACAUUAAACAGUCUAGUUCCUUCUCAGCAAGGCAAUGUGAGCAUUCACCUACUGCUACUGUGGAAUCUGUUAAAAACAUCAAGGAAAACACAGAAAAGUUCCUGUGGACUGCCGAUUUCCCAGAGGAUGAUGCCCAGAUAACUACCAAUAAUACAGAUUCCUUCACUAUAGUGGAAGAGAAAACUUUCAAAACACCUGAAGGAUCACAGUCCGGAGUACAGCUAGGAAAGAAUGGGGUGUCUGAGAAUAUGGGACACUUAAGCUCCUUGUCUGUUGGUGAAUCGAGUGUAGAUGAAGAGAGGCAACAUAAUUUUGUAGAGAGCAACAGUCAAUGUGAGGAACAAGAUGGAGGCUCCAGAAAUGAGCGGUCAGAUAACGGUCACAACAAGCGCACUUCAAAAUUAAAACAUCGUAAUUCAGACCAUGAAGGCCAUAAAGACCAACCUAGAAAGGUCAAAAGCUCUCGUGAUGCCAAGUUUGAGGGCAAGCGAAUUCCUCACCUAGUGAAGAAGAGGAAGUUCCAAAGGGAAGACAAAAAUGAAGAGAGAGAUUCAAUGAAAAAUGAUGAUUAUGUUUUGGAGAAACUUUUCAAAAAAUCAGGCAUACAUAGCGUCAUGAAACAUGAUGUCAUCAUGGAAGCUUCCAGUCCAGAUUAUGUGCUGAUAGAAGCAGAAGCCAAUCGUGUGGCCCAGGAUGCUCUCAGAACUCUGAAAAUCUCUCGGCAGCGGUGCCGGACAGCUGCUUCUGGUGUGCCCACUUGGUCCGGUACCAAUGGCCUGUCUAGCUUGCCAGCAAGAGUAAAGUUUGGCCAGAAGAAGAACCCCGCCUUGGUGAGGCCGUCAUCGUCUUCUCCAUCUCCAGGAAAUGUUUGCAAGGACGCUGAAAGAUUGAGGAAGGAGAACAGAAACAAAACCGUGUCCAGCGUUCACUUUGACGGCCAGAUGGAAGCAGAAUCCUUGCCGGCUGCCCUGGACUCCUCGUUGCUGCUGGCUAAAAUGAGGGCAAGGAACCAUCUGGUUGUACCCCAGAGAAGAGACGGUCAGGCAGAGGAGGGUCUCCAGCAGGCAUCGGGGGCUGUGCCCCGCACAGAAACAGAACACGAUGAGCUGCUUGUAGACAUCCGAAACUUCAUAGCUUUCCAAGCCCAAGUGGAUGGUCAGGCGAGCACUCAGGAGCUACUGCAAGAGUUCGAAUCCAGGCUGUCUGUGGAACAGUCUUGUGUCUUCCGAGAGCUCCUGAGAAACCUUUGCACUUUUCAUAGGAGCUCUGGUGGGGAAGGACUCUGGAAACUGAAACCAGAAUUUUCCUGAUAAUGUUUUUGGGUUGCACAGUCCGUCCCUCUUGAUUCCUCUUUUAAACUGACAAAUGCUUUUUGUAUUACAUUCGUCAUAUUUAAUGAACACACACUAUUGCACUUAGUUAUCUUCUGUACACUGUUUUACAUCAACAGUGCUGUCUACCUCGGAAUGCAGCAAUAAGAAACAAAGUGGACCUUCCUUGUUUAUAAAAAGAAAUCUUGCAGUGAUUGGGAUUUGGGAUGCCUAAAUAAUAGCUGUGGGCUUACCGUUUGGGCUUUAUGAUUUCUGUGGCUCAGUUUACCAGAAAGCUUGACGGUUAGCCUGUAUAUGCUCUGCAUGUUCCGGUACUCAUGGGUGCUUUAGCGAGGAGGCAAGUGGUUGCUCCUGGUGCUUCACAAGCAAGGUUUUCAGUGCUGAGUUACAUUUGCACUGAUCGCUGUUUUCAGGAAGCAAAACGUGUAUGAGAGAACUCCUGGUGCCUGGGACCAAUUAGUUGAAAGGUCCAGAGGCUGAGUAGCUGUGCGAGUGUUGGAAAUGGGGCCUCAGGGCAAAAUUCCCUCUUUGUGAUCAGUUCAGAUGCGCUGCAGGGUCCACCCCUUCAUCCCGAGGGACAAUCAUUUCUUCUUUUCCUUCCUACUCUGUUGGAUUGGCUGGAAGUGAAGAUAGAUGUGGGCCUUGUCGUGCCCUUCCCUUCUGUGGCUGCCCAGUUACAAUUGUGCCCGCCCAUCUCUCUCUUGUGUGUUUGGAUGCUGAGCCCCUUGGACGCAUUUUAUUGUUCUACCGGACUCCGAAGUGAUCUUGGUGAGGAAAUCUCUAGACCGUAAUGACCAAAUGUUUGUUUUGCUGUAGCCUUUCUAAAUGCAUUCUUACUUCCCCAGGAAAUGUCUAGGUGCCUCCCGCUAAAAACGAUGUACAUGGGAACCAUGUGUGUGUACAGUGGGCUCCGCAGAGCAAGGGCCCAAUAAGGGUUCACAAUAAGGGCAUGUGUGAGGUACAAGACCUCCUCCCUCCACAAAGCAUUCCUGUGGCUUUUGCCCCAGUCCCAGCCUCUCUUCCUUCUCUUGGAAUGGUGAGGACCCAGUUGCAGAGAGCUGUUGUUGAGACUCCUUUCAGAAGGCUGCCUGUCUGCUGGCGAGCUCAGAAGGAUGGACGGGGGUACCUUUUGGCUCACGUGGCUUCCAUUUGUUGGCCGCAGGUUGCUGCUGUCAGCCUAGGAGAGCAAGCAUGGGAGAAGUCAAUCCUAAAGCAUCCACAGCAAAUCAUGUUAAUUUGGAGAGCUGAACAUGGUGGUUUUGGUAUCUUCCAGCAACUCUGGUUCAUUGGGAAGCCUCUUGACUUUAUUGUUGCUGGUUUCCAGGGUCACUGAGUAAAUGAUGCUCUUGCCAGUAUAAUCAUGCCUAAGUGCAUUUAUUUAGAGCUGAUGUUUUGGAAGGGGCGAUGGACCCCUGGCGGUACAUGUCCUUUCUCCAGCUUCCAAGUGAGUAGGAAAAGCAGUAUUAGAGUAUCAGACUAGGACUUGGAAGAUCGGCUUCAAAUCCCCAGCAGCGUGGUGUAGUGGCUAGAGUGAUGGACGGGAAUCUGGGAGACCCAGGUUCAAUUCCCUGCUGUGCCGUGGAAGCUCACUGGGUAACCUUGGGCCACUUACGUGCUCUGAGCUUCGCCCACCUCACAGGAUAGUUGUGAGGAUAAAAUGGAGAAUGAUGUAAGACAUUUUGGGUUUCCAUUGGGGAGAAAGGAAAUCAAGUUAAAUAAAAAUAAAUAAAAGUCCCCACACUGCCCUAAAGCUCUCUGGGUGACUUUGGGUCAGUUACUUUUUCUCAGCCUAACCUACCUCACAGGGGUGUUGUGGAGGACAGAAUGAAAGAGGGAGAGAACCAUAUGUGUCAGCUGGAGCAUGUGAUAGAAGCUGAAAGAGCCAUCCAUUUUUAAGCCCACAUGGGAAAUUGAAUUUCUCUAGACGAACAAUUUAUAGCACUGUCUAGAUGCAGGCAUUGCUCAUUUGUUGAGGGGGAUCCUGUUUAUUUCACUCAUCUGUUUUUAACAUUUUUAUGCCACCUUUCCACCCAAAUAGGGUCCCUAAGGCAGCUGCUAUCAUCUACCACUGCAGCACUUCCACUGCAGGAUUUCCAAGUUCUCACAAAAUAGUAGA